CACCAAUCAGUCCAGUCCCUCACACGGCGAUCCGCAGGCCGGCAGUGGGCACACGCCGCGCGACGUGCUCUGCGAAAUACGUGCUCAAAAUUGAGCAAAUAGCAAACAAAAUAACUGUAAAUUAAACUUAAACAUUAAAAUUCGAAAGUCAAAAAUUAAUAAGUACAUACUUAUUUAAGAAGUUACUUAAGGCAGAAAGAAAACUAUCUGUCUUAAAAAAUAAAUGUUAAUGUACUCGUACGAGCAGAUAAUUGUAUUAAAAAAUAAUAGAUAAAAAUGAUUGGAGGCCUGAAACUUAGUUAAGUGGACUUGUAAAAGGCGUAUUUUUUGGCAAAAGUACCUAGUGAUUUUUUUGUGGGUAAAAUGAAUAAACAGAAGGAGAUAGACCUGGACCCGAUCCUGCUGGAGGUGGGGCAGUUCGGACGCUACCAGCUCAAGAACUACUGCCUCAUCCUCGUCCCCAUCAUGUUCAGCGCCAUAUACAACAGCCAGUAUAUCUUCGCAGCCGCCAAUGUGCCCUAUAGAUGCAAGGUCCCGGAAUGCGAGGCGGACCCGCCCAAGUUCGAGACGAACGGCUGGGGCCCGUGGGCGCUGCCGGACGGGCGGGGGCGCUGCGAGCGGUUUGUGCCGCUGGGCACCACGUGCGCCGCCGACUCCUUCCACCCCACCGACAGCAAGCUCUGCUCCAGCUGGGUCUAUGAGAGCCACGACACUAUCGUCUCCACGUUCGACCUGGCGUGCGAGGAGUGGAAGCGCACGCUGGUGGGCACGCUGCACAGCGCCGGCAUCUUCCUGGCGCUGCCGCUCACCGCCUACAUCUCUGACAAUUUCGGUCGUCGGGUAGCGUUCAUCCUGACGUCCAUCGCCCCGGCGGCCGUGGGGCUCGGGCGCUCCUUCUCCCAGGACUACGUCACGUACUGCGUGCUGGAGUUCUUGGACGCUGUCGUGGGCGCUGGCGUCUACAGCUCGGGCUUCAUUCUCGCUCUAGAAAUGAUGGGGCUCAACAAGCGUGUCCUCGGAGGCAACAUAAUAUCUUGCACCUUCGCAGCCGGACAAGCGAUGGUCGCGCUGGCGGCGUGGGCCAUUCCGGAGUGGAGGACGCUCACCAGAGUGCUCUACGUGCCUUCCUUCCUCUUUGUGUUAUACUUCUUUCUCAUUGAAGAAAGCGUUCGGUGGUUGCUGAGUAAAGGCAGGAAAAAGGAAGCGGCUGACAUCAUCUUCAAAGCAGCCACUGUCAACAAAAGGAAACUUUCUCCUGAAACUAUCAAAAUAUUGACCGACGACACGCCAGCGACGCCAGAUCUUGCCAAACUAGAAGCAGAUCCGGAUAAAAAGGAAGAUUCGCUCGUUUUGCAAGUGUUGAAAUCUAGAGUUAUGGUUUCGAGGUUGUUUAUAUGCUCGUUCUGGUGGAUCACAGUGACGUUCAUCUACUACGGCCUCUCCAUAAACUCCGUGUCGCUGGCGGGCAACAGCUACGUGAACUACAUCCUCACGGCGCUCAUCGAGAUCCCCGGCUACUGCAUCAGCGUCCUGACUCUGGACCGAUUUGGGAGAAAGAGCUCUAUCAUGACCGCCUUCUUCAUUUGUGGCGUUUCCUUGGUCUGCCUACCCUUCAUUCCUGUAUCUCUGUCGUGGCUGCAGACGUGCAUGAACCUGCUGGGCAAGCUGUGCAUCAGCAUGGCGUUCAGCAGCAUCUACAUCUACACGUCGGAGCUGUACCCCACCACGCUGCGCCACAGCCUGGUGGCCGUGUGCUCCAUGGCCGGCCGGAUCGGGCAGGUCGUGGCGCCGCAGACGCCUCUCCUGAUGGCGUAUAUGGAGUCGCUCCCGUACCUGCUGUUCGGCAUAAUGGCUGGCGGCUCCGGCCUGCUGAUGCUGCUGACGCCGGAGACUCUGAACAUGCGGCUGCCCGACACCGUGCGGCAGGCCGAGGGCAUCUCCACCGCGCCGCGUACGCAGCACACCACUGACAUCAUCGUAGACUAGACAUAAUGGCGGCGGCUCCGGCCUGCUGAUGCUGCUGACGCCGGAGACGCUGAACAUGCGGCUGCCCGACACCGUGCGGCAGGCCGAGGGCACCUCCACCGCGCCGCGUACGCAGCACACCACUGACAUCAUCGUAGACUAGACAUAAUGGCGGCGGCUCCGGCCUGCUGAUGCUGCUGACGCCGGAGACGCUGAACAUGCGGCUGCCCGACACCGUGCGGCAGGCCGAGGGCACCUCCACCGCGCCGCGUACGCAGCACACCACUGACAUCAUCGUAGACUAGACAUAAUGGCGGCGGCUCCGGCCUGCUGAUGCUGCUGACGCCGGAGACGCUGAACAUGCGGCUGCCCGACACCGUGCGGCAGGCCGAGGGCAUCUCCACCGCGCCGCGUACGCAGCACACCACUGACAUCAUCGUAGACUAGACAUAAUGGCGGCGGCUCCGGCCUGCUGAUGCUGCUGACGCCGGAGACGCUGAACAUCCGGCUGCCCGACACCGUGCGGCAGGCCGAGGGCAUCUCCACCGCGCCGCGUACGCAGCACACCACUGACAUCAUCGUAGACUAGACAUAAUGGCGGGCGGCUCCGGCCUGCUGAUGCUGCUGACGCCGGAGACGCUGAACAUGCGGCUGCUCGACGGCAGACCGAGGGCAAAGGGUAGACUAGACCCAAGGGUCUAUAUAGCCUAACUCAAUAUGCAAUGUUUAUCAAUAAACAAAUUAAAAUUGAGCGUAUACUAAUAUCGGUAGUCAUUUUACACCUAAUAAUAGUUUUAGUUAACAUGUUCCUAAAUUAAUGAUAAUAAAAAUUAAUAAGCUUAGAUCAAUAUAUUUAGAUAUUUUUUGAAUAAAAUUUUAUAAAAAAACAUUACAUAAUUUUAUAUAAAUUAGAUAUGAAAUGACAUGCGUUUCCUAACUUUAUUUUUAUUUUGUUUGUUGAUAAAGAUUCGACAUCAAGUUUGGCUGCAGUAUAAUAUGAUAUCAUGACUUAUGUUGCAUGAAACCCAAAUUAUGUCAUCAUCGGGAUUUGUCCUUACACGCACAGGAUUGAUUUCUGUUUUUAUAAACUUUUUGAUAUAUUGUGUAAUUUAAUUCACUUAUAAUCCAUUUAUUUUGAAGCAGAUACUGAAUUCACCCCGCAACUUUAAAAAGAUUUUAUAUGUUUUACUUUAGAAAAUUAAUAUAAUAUUAUGUGAAACAUUACUCUCUAUAUGGUCUAUAUAUGAUUUUUUUAUUCGUUACAAGUUAGCCCUUGACUGCACUUUCACCUAAUGGUAAGUGAUGAUGCAAUUUAAGAUGGAAGCGGGCUAACUUGUUAGGAGUAGGAUGAAAAUCCACACCCCUUUCGGUUUCUACACGACAUCGUACCGGAACGCUAAUGUAUAAAAAAAAAUUCAAAUAUCAAACCGAGUUAAUACAAUAUUUGCAUUUUUAAGAUAUUACGGAAAUGUGCAUGCCGUGUCUACCUUCAUUUGGUUGUGCAGAGCCUUGUGUUUGUGUUUUUUUUUUAGAUUGUAUUUGUGUAAAUGCUGCAAAAUCUUUAGUGUCAGUAGUCAUGGUACGUAUGUCUGCUUUAUGUUUUGACUUAACCUUCAAAGUAUUUAGGUACGUAUAUAGGUGUUUUAUAUUUAUUAUAAUAAUGAUUAAUGAUUAUAUAAUGAGCAGUUUUGUUAAUCGUAUUUAAUGACGAUUAAAUUAAAUAAUGUAUUUCUACCUAGUCGUAAAUUUUAACUUAUUUAUAAGUUUUAGGUAAUUUGUGAAAUAUUUAAUUGCUGACGUACUGUUCAUUAAGUCAGUAACAAAAUUCACAAAUAUUUUAACGGCGGUCGGUGUAUGUCCAACGAGUUUGAAUCGGUGAAAUAGUUUGUUUGGCCAAAGAAAGAGAUAAAAAUUUACGAGUGAAACAUGUAGGUUAUACAUUACCUACUUAGCAUAUAUAUAUUACCUACUUAGCAUAGUUUAUAUUUUACACCAAUGUUGUAUAUUGAACUAUAUAUGAAUUGCGUAAUUUUUUCGGAUUGUGAAUUUUUAAGAAAUAACUAUAAUGUUUGUUCAAUUUUAUUAAUUGGAUGAGUAAGUUACGAGAUCUGUUAAGAACGACACCAGUUGGACGUACACCGACAAAACGCGUAAGUGUGAAUAAUGUUGAGUUAUUGGUGAGUUGUAAUGGUGUUAGUUAUGAAAAUUUGUUUAAUUUUGUUUUUAAUUUCUUAACUUUUAAUUUGUAAGAAUUAUCCUUGUAAGGAAGAAAUUAUUAAGCGAAAUAAAAUGUUCAAAAUACGGAUAACUGAGAAA
Bicyclus anynana (squinting bush brown) is the source of this 4281-nucleotide messenger RNA. Its product is annotated as organic cation transporter protein-like. Gene Ontology annotation, biological process: transmembrane transport. Gene Ontology annotation, molecular function: transmembrane transporter activity. NCBI's taxonomy places the organism in Eukaryota, Metazoa, Arthropoda, Insecta, Lepidoptera, Nymphalidae. Gene Ontology annotation, cellular component: membrane. The transcript is spliced from 7 exons. The record is from RefSeq and is a predicted model, not a curated record. The coding region runs from base 364 to 1986 and encodes 540 amino acids.